This is a messenger RNA of Arachis stenosperma, 1064 nucleotides long. RefSeq lists its product as uncharacterized. The transcript is spliced from 2 exons. The coding region runs from base 91 to 807 and encodes 238 amino acids. Gene Ontology annotation, cellular component: chloroplast thylakoid membrane. Lineage: Eukaryota; Viridiplantae; Streptophyta; Magnoliopsida; Fabales; Fabaceae. The record is from RefSeq and is a predicted model, not a curated record.
AUCAAUCAAUUAAAAGGAAGGCCACUCUUUUUGUGGCUAAUAUUUCUAUCACAUGGAAAUGGGUGGUUACUGAAGUAGCUGAACUUGAACAUGAACAUGGCCAUAUCAUUAUCAACACAUCCCAUGAUGAUGAGCUUCAACUCACUGAAGUUGCAAGCGAAAUAUCAAGAUUCAUCAUGGUGUUCUAAUGGAGUUUCGCUACCAAAGGCCACUCAGUAUACACCCUUCUUGGCAGUGCCGGUAUCAAGAAUGUUUUCCAAAGAAAAAAGAUUUGGUCAUUGUCUUUCAGUCGCAGACAGCGAUCAGCUCGAAGCAGGCAUCAGUAAUAAGGAUCCUCCAGCCGAAAACUCCGAGUUACAAGCUAAUGUCAAUGCCGAGUUAGAAUCUCGGACAUCAGAUGCUUCUGAGGUUUCAACUGACCAAAAUCAAGGAUCAGCAGCAUUUUCUAACCCUCAAUCAAAUCCCAAACGGUUGCCCUUGACGGCGAGAGAGAGAUUGAGGGCGGCUCGAGUCCUAAACCGAUACACAGAAUCAAAAACAUCCAAAAAAUCAGACAUGGGAAGCAGGGUGUUGGAUGCUCUAAAAGAAAGUGACCGGGGAAAGAAGAGGUCUCGGCUACCGGAAGCCCCUACGGACAUGCUUGACGACAGCAAGCGAGGGCUUCCGAAGGCAGGAUUGACAUUCUCAUUCCCCGGGGGAUUUGAUCUCUUCAUUGUUGCUUUCUCAUUUGUUUUCAUCAGCACAGUGAUGUUUGCAACAACUUACUUUGUCUGGAAAGUUGGUGCCAUCCAUUUCAAUGAGUACUGAGACAAAGUUAUCAAGAAUUCACCAAGCAGAGAGACAAUUAGGGUAGCUGUGUGAUUUUUAUGUAAUUUUGGAUGAGCUUCAGAUUCUUCAAGCACUAUUAAGUAUGAACUGUUGAAAUAUCAGUUACUUUACUCAGAUUAUAGGCACUAAGUUCACAAGCUAGGAGUAAAAUUUGCUUCAGGAAAAGAUUCUGAUAUACAUGAAUGUACAAACAUUAGAGUAAAAGCAUAUGUUAUAUUAUAUAAUUAUUUGAUACA